This is a messenger RNA of Saccharomyces eubayanus, 852 nucleotides long. It is a transcript of the gene ADY2, whose product is annotated as Ady2p. NCBI's taxonomy places the organism in Eukaryota, Fungi, Ascomycota, Saccharomycetes, Saccharomycetales, Saccharomycetaceae. The transcript has a single exon. The record is from RefSeq and is a predicted model, not a curated record. Bases 1 to 852 code for a protein of 283 amino acids. Gene Ontology annotation, cellular component: plasma membrane. Gene Ontology annotation, molecular function: acetate transmembrane transporter activity.
AUGUCGGACAAGGAACAAAUGAGCGGAAACACCGAUUUGGAAAAUGCUCCAACCGGGUUCUACAGCUCUCACGAAGAAGGUGCUCCUGGCGGCGUGGAGGAUGAACGUCCAUCUCACGAUUCAUUGGGCAAGAUUUACACAGGGGGUGACGACAACGAAUAUAUCUAUAUUGGGCGCCAAAAGUUUUUGAAGACUGACCUGUAUGAAGCCUUUGGUGGUACUUUGAACCCUGGUUUGGCUCCUCCUUCAGUUCAUAAAUUUGCCAAUCCUGCUCCCUUGGGUCUUUCUGCGUUCGCUUUGACUACUUUUGUGCUAUCAAUGUUCAACGCGAGAGCUCAAGGCAUCACUGUCCCCAACGUUGUCGUUGGUCUUGCCAUGUUUUACGGUGGUCUAGUGCAACUUAUUGCUGGUAUUUGGGAAAUCGCCUUGGAGAACACUUUUGGUGGUACCGCGCUAUGUUCCUUUGGCGGGUUCUGGUUAAGUUUUGCUGCUAUUUACAUCCCUUGGUUCGGUAUCCUGGACGCUUAUAAAGAUAGUGCUGAUGACUUGAAUAAUGCAUUAGGAUUUUAUUUACUGGGAUGGUGUAUUUUCACUUUCGGUUUGGCUGUCUGUACUAUGAAAUCCACUAUCAUGUUCUUUGCGUUGUUCUUCUUAUUGGCGGUUACCUUUUUGUUGCUGUCUAUUGGUCACUUUGUCGGUAAAGUCGGUGUAACAAGGGCCGGUGGUGUACUUGGAGUUAUCGUCGCCUUCAUCGCUUGGUAUAAUGCAUAUGCAGGUGUGGCUACAAAGCAGAACUCAUAUGUACUAGCUCGCCCAAUUCCAUUGCCAUCCACUGAAAGAGUGAUAUUCUAA